UAAAGUGCUCCGACGAGAAAAAGUCGGUUUAAAAUCGUGGUAGAUUUAAUUUAUAUCGGACAAAAAUUCUUUAUAAUGCGUUUGCGCUACUGUCUUUCUCGUCUGUUGGUUAAUAUCUAGUCUACUUUGAGUUGAUCGGCAACCACUCGUUCAUUGACCGGGUAAUUGGUUUUACUUUGUUAGAAGAAUAAAGAUGUGCAGCUGUCUUUAAGUACAAUUUCUCCUCUCACUUUGAAAAGCUAAAUUAGCCAUCCAAACGAGCAGCGAACCGAAGCCUUUCAGCAACAUUUCCCAUCACUGGCAACCAGCAACGCCGAGGACGAUGACGAUAGAGAAGAAAGCCUCGCCCCUCCGUCACUGAACGUGUUUAAUUGCCUCCUCUGUGUCGAUCUUUCAUCUUGAGGAAAUGAAUUUCUUGCGUAAUCGUCUCGUUGUUCUGGGCCUGGUAUUGUUGGCCACGUUACUGCUCUACCUUCUGCUGCCAUCCAUUCGCCAGGGCAGCAUGGAGCCAUCCCUGGAAGCUCAAAAAAUGGGGCUAAUGGCCACCCCUCCUCUUCCGCUUCCAACUAUCAAUGUGUCUAUUCGCACCGGACAGCUGCCCGGAGACCCCCCGCUGUUCUUCCGAGAAGCUUUACCAGUGGAUGGAGCUGGACGGCAGAUACUGCCAAGGCUGCAAAUUGUCUUAUUGCAUGGUCAGGCCUUCACAUCCAAAACCUGGGAAGAACUUGGUACCAUGGCCCUGCUGGCAACUAAUGGAUAUCAGGCCUUGGCGAUGGACCUACCAGGAUAUGGAAAAUCACCAGACUCGGAGUCUCUGAAGACUGACCAAAGUCGAGUGGAUCUCCUUUCAAGGUUCAUGGAGUCUUUGGGGGUGAGGGCAGCUGUGCUUUUGAGCCCAUCGAUGAGUGGACAUUACUCCCUCCCCUUUCUCAUGAAGAACAGUGCUCAGCUACACGGUUUUAUCCCUAUAGCACCAGUUGGCACCCGGAGUUACUCUGCACAGCAGUACCAAAAUAUUCAGACUCCCACUCUGAUUGUGUUUGGAGCACAGGACACAAAUCUGGGUGCCCAGUCCCACAAGAACCUCAUACAACUCCCAAAUCACUUCGUGCUGAAGCUGGAAGGAGCGCGCCAUGCCUGCUAUAUUGACAAAACCAGAGAAUUUCACCAAGGAUUGAUUGAAUUCCUCAGCAAACUGAAAUGAGUGGCAGAAUACCUGGGUUAGGAUGGAAUAGUCAUUUUUUCUUUGAAUGUAGUGACCUGGAAGUAUAAUAGGAGCUGAUUGAAAUCUCUACAUACUAAAGAAAGUGCUUCAGUGCUUCCUUUUUUAACUCCUUUAGCAUAGGAUACACUGGACCAUGCUUUGUGAAAGGGCAGUAGGUAAAGCCAACCCACAGUUCAAAGCGACACACCAUCUGAUUUGUCAUAAAAAUAUAACUGAAAAAUCAUGCAGGUAAAUGGUUGCAUUUCAAUCCAGCUCCAGUAGUUUCCAUGUUAUGCCAUAACCUGCUGAUAUGUUUUAAACCAUCAGUGACAGGCUAUGAUAAACCUACAGGCGACGUAUGAACACUAGGCUGCUGUAACAAAAUUAGCUUUUAUGAUGUUGUUUCUCUCUGUAAAGAAUUUAGAUUUAUUUAAAAAUAUAUAUGAAGAAAGACAUGAACUAUAUUAAAAAUGAUGAUCAAAGUAAAUCUAAGGUUUAGCCUUUAGGAUUAUCAUUAUCCAAUUUUAGUGUAGGCACAGGAAGCCUACAUGAAACAUUAAAGUUUUACAGCAGGUGCUCAUCAGCAGCAUCUGCUGUAACAUUAUUGAUUAGUCUAACGUAAACGCAGUCGAGCCCUCCCCCUCAUCUUUCUUUUACUUCAUGGCUUUUUCCACUGAAGUCAAGAAAUAGUGAUUAGGAAAAGACAGGAAGAUGUUCUUUUUCUGCCAAUCAGUGGUUGACUGUAGUGACUUAAAUCAGCAGAAUUCUUAUUUCUUGUAGAGAAAAAAAAAACUUUGACAAGGGAACAGCUGUUAUAAGGGAUGAGGUGGGGUGUCCGCCCUGGACAGGUCAACACUCUGUGGUUUGGAAAAUAGUGUUUAAAAUUUCACAUUUAACAAUGUAGUAUUUCAGAUGUCACGAAUGCAUUAUUUUUCAGUUUCUUUGCCGCCUAAAAAUACAAGAGUAAUUCAGCUUAUCUUGUUAAAAAAAAACAAAAAACAGAGACUUGUAUAGUGGUGAGUUUUGAUUCUUGUUUUUCUCAUCGCCUGUUGCAUGUAAAAAAAUAUUUAAUGUGGUUUGAGUGGCUGUUACCAUUUUUGUGGGUGACAUGUAGGUUACUGUAAAUAAGCAAAUGUUGCUUCCCCCUGUAUUUGAAAGCUUCUGUUAGUUUCACAUUUAACAAACAGCAUUUCUAUAAAUAUCUGGUAACCAUUCCAGCUCCCAUUAAACACAAGCUGUGCUAAACAAAAGCAAACACACUUGAUGCUCAAAGUAAUGGAGUUUAAAAAACAGUAAAAGAAAGUGUUAACAAUGUAAAAAAUAAUUUAAAAACCAACUCUUGUAUUAUAUAAUAUUGAAGUUGUAUGUAAUAUAUUUUCAUUGAGUUUGGACAAUCAUGGAAAAAGGAAAAUACGUGCACUGCUUAAAAUAAAGGCAAAAA
This is a messenger RNA of Neolamprologus brichardi, 2645 nucleotides long. It is a transcript of the gene abhd14a, whose product is annotated as abhydrolase domain containing 14A. Lineage: Eukaryota; Metazoa; Chordata; Actinopteri; Cichliformes; Cichlidae. Gene Ontology annotation, cellular component: cytoplasm. The record is from RefSeq and is a predicted model, not a curated record.